This is a messenger RNA of Zerene cesonia (dogface butterfly), 3263 nucleotides long. Its product is annotated as protein AAR2 homolog. The transcript is spliced from 5 exons. NCBI's taxonomy places the organism in Eukaryota, Metazoa, Arthropoda, Insecta, Lepidoptera, Pieridae. The coding region runs from base 127 to 1338 and encodes 403 amino acids. The record is from RefSeq and is a predicted model, not a curated record. Gene Ontology annotation, biological process: spliceosomal tri-snRNP complex assembly.
AAGGGACUGUCACUCUCAAUCUCAUCCAUCGAUCACCUUGCUCGAAGUAAAUAGCAAUGUAAACAUAUUGAUUUGUUAUAUUUUUAACACAAAUUAUUGACAAACGCCCAACCCCGGCAGUGCAAAAUGGAUCAGGAAACAGCUAAGAAGCUUCUGAUAGAGGGAGGAACUUUCGUUUUCCUCGGAGUGCCUGAAGAGACGCAAUUUGGAAUUGAUAUGCAAUGCUGGAAUACUGAAGAGGAUUUUCGCGGAAUAAAGAUGAUUCCGCCCGGCUUACAUUAUAUACACUAUUCUGCUGUUAGCAAAGGAACAGGCGAUGUUUCACCAAGGUCAGGAUUUAUGCAUUAUUUUCAAAAGAAAGAAUUCCUAGUGAAAUUGUGGGAUAAGAACAUUGAAGAUAUUAGUAAAGAUGAAGUUAGUGAGGAGAGUAUUCAACGUUUAAAAGACAACUUGCUCAAUUUGGACAGACAUUUAGCACCAUAUCCAUAUGAAAUUUGGCAGAAAUGGAAAUUACUGUCAUCACAAGUCACAGAGGAUCUUGCAAAGAGACUUUCUCCUGAGAAUGGAUUGAUCAGAGCAUCAGUAGAACUCUUAUCAACACCUGACGCUGACCGACCAAGGGGUGUAAAAUCACCUAGAAUCGAGAUCACAGAACCAAUUGAAGAUAUAAAUGAGUCUACAGAGGCAGAAGAUGACAAAAUGGCCGGUCAGUCAGAUGCUAAAAAAGCUAAAAGAGUGACAGCUGCAGAACGUGAAGAAGCCAUGUUGCCAAAUCUAAAACCUGCCCCAGGUGCAGCUAUGAGAUUUACAGAGAUACCUCGCGACAAGUAUCCACCUGGCUCUUCACCUGAAGAAAUUACCAAACAUUAUUUAGAUCAAUCAUACACACUUGAGCUUAUGAUUGCACAGCAUGAUGAGCCAUUGCACAUAAUCGGGGAGCUGCAAUUUGCAUACUUAUGCUUCCUCAUCGGACAUUCCCUAGAAGCGUUUGAGCAUUGGAAGAAUCUCGUCAUUCUGUUGUGCUCCUGUGACGAUGCCAUUCACAAAUACCGCACGGUAUUCUUUCACUUCAUUCGCACAAUUGAAAUACAGAUUGAAGAAAUGCCAGAAGACUUUUUAGCAGACAUUGUCAUGAAUAAGAAUCUUGUUUACAAGAAACUUCGGGAGUUCUUCAGAACGGCGUAUGUUAGCAAAGUGGAUGGACGUCUCCUUACUAUGAUUGAACGUUUCAAAGAGAAUUUAACGGACAAACUUCAAUGGGAUUUCACGGGACUCGAUAACGAUGAAGAAGAUGAGCGACCAGUUAUCGUCAAAAUUGAUGAACCAGAAGAUGAUUGAAUUAUUCCUCAAUAUUCUAUGUUUUUUCAUUAAUUAGAACAUCAAAGUAAAAUGUAUCUGGAAAUUUAGCAACAUCUUGGUAUAUUUCAAUUUAAUAUAAUAUAUUGCACAAUAAGAGUCACAUUAUGAGUCUUUCUAUAGACGUUAAUUGUCAGUUCAAAUAAUGAAUGGAUGUGCUGAGAGCAAAGUGUGAAAAUACACUUUAAAAACAUAGCUUACGUUACUGAAUUGCAAUAUUAAUAAAUAUAUUUAUUUGCGUAAUUGUAUAGUAAAUCGUAAAAACAUGAUUCACAUAAUAAAUGUUUUGUUAUAUUGGUGUGUACAAGAUAUUUGUUUUUGAAACAAAUCCAGUGAUUAAUAAAGGAAAUUUUAAAAAAUGAUCAGGAACAUGGACCUCCUAUGAGGUCAGAACAUAAUCCAUGAUGCUGGUCAAGUACGGAUUGGGCAUGCCAGUUUCUUCACGAUGUUUUCCCUUCGAGCAGUGGUGAUGUGGAAAGUGCGCAGUAAAUAAACAGUAGUGUAAAUUCAUAAAUAUUUAUUUCCUACAAGUUCAUUUGGUCUUAAGUAAGUACUUUUGCCCUGAGACAACACUCCUUUUUUCACAAAAUUUUAAAUAUUUAGCUAUCACAUGUUUGGUCUUAAAUGUGUAAAUUUCGAAUAUUCCUUAAAUAUAAAAUAACAGUUCAUACCUCAAUUUGAAUAUGUGUUAUAUCAUAAUUAUUAUUAUUUAAGAGACACCUAUUUUUUAUUUUACUCUUCGAUUUUUAAGUAGAGGCUUAAGUCUUAAGAUUGUUUUAUAAAGUACAGUAUUAUUCAUGUGUACUGGUGAUCACUGUAAGCUUAAAAUGAAAGAAAACCGGUUAAACUACAUUAUUAUUCGAAGUUAAACUAUAGGCUAAACCUGUUAAACUUUUUGACGUCUAGAGAGAAUUUUUUUGUUACGUUACAUUGUUGUAGGUACCUCUAUCUGGCUAUAAGUGUACCUUCCUGUUAAUAUUUCUUCGCCUUUUACAAUAAUGCAUCUUCAAUGAAUGAUUUAAUGAGAAAAAUACUAACAAAAUAAAUGUGUUUAGGUAUCUAAAUACUUGUAGUGCUGGUUGAAUGCUCAAAGGUUUUCCAACUUAAAUUCAUCUAAACUCGUUGUAAUCCCGACUAUACCACGAAAAUGUGUACAAUGAACACUAAAUCCAGAAACAUUUGAGUAUUCUAAGAUUAGUUUUAUAUACUGGGUACAUUUAUAUUAUUUAUAACAAGAACAAGUGGUUUUUAAAAUUUGCAAUCAGCAUUGAUUGCACAUCCUUUUACCAUAUACACAACACUCGGUAACAUGGACUUUUUUUACCCUAUUGGGACCUUGUAGUAAAAAAAUUUAAUACUGUCGUUUAUUGUAUACCUACCAUCUAUUUUUAGAUAAUGUAGUACUUCUAGUGAAUGCAAUAUUAGACAAUUCAGUCAUAUCGGUGUUAGAUGUGAAUUUUCUAUACAUGUGGUAUUUAUCACAGACAUCAUCUUCAUGUUAUGCAAUGCGAGAUUUACCAAUUUAAAUUCGUUUAAGUUUUUCUACAAAAAUAUCUGCGCUUAAUUGAACAGAAUUAUUUUCGUUAUAGAAUUUGGGAUGAUGUUAGUUACUUGGUAUACGAAUCAUAACCAUUAAAAUAUUAGCUGAAAAGAAGGCUAAAAUAAUUUAAUUUAGUAAUUUCUUUCACUUUUAAUUUCUUAAUUCAGUAACUAUGCUAUGACGUUUUUGGUAAAUAAUGUGUUAUGAAGAUGAUGUCAUAUAUUUUAUUAGAUAAUUAUACGUUUACAAAUUUUUAAAAUCUUGUCGUAAUUAAAUGUAAUGGUAAAAACUUGAAAAAAAGAAAAAGCUAUUCUUUAGCUAAAUAUUCUAUUAGAUGUUUUACGAAGUCAAUAAAAGUGUACCUGCA